Papilio machaon (common yellow swallowtail) is the source of this 5319-nucleotide messenger RNA. RefSeq names its product disco-interacting protein 2 (gene DIP2). The record is from RefSeq and is a predicted model, not a curated record. The transcript has 18 exons. The coding region runs from base 111 to 4889 and encodes 1592 amino acids. NCBI's taxonomy places the organism in Eukaryota, Metazoa, Arthropoda, Insecta, Lepidoptera, Papilionidae.
GGAGUCGGUCAGAAAGAGUUGAAAAUUCAAGAUGGCUAUGUGUCACGAUGGUGUCUUGGACUGUUGUCGUUAAGUUUAUUUGUUUUGUGUGAAAAUAGUGUUUUUUCAUAAUGGCUGACUUAAGUGUAGAUAUUUCCAAGUUGCCAGACGAAAUAAGAGAUAAACUAGCUGAGUUGGACUUGGAGUUAUCUGAAGGUGACAUAACACAGAAAGGCUAUGAAAAGAAGCGCUCUCGUCUUCUUACCCCAUACAUCGCUCAACAACAGCCCCAAGCAGGCAUUCAGGCAGUGCGCGGACCGCGUGGCGACGGCGGCGGCAGUCGACAGCUCACCAGAAACCGACGCACUCAUCGCCGCGUCACUCACAAUGAGAAGCGAUACCACUCAGAAGUAAGACAGGAAGCGGUACAACAAGCUCUUGCCGAGAUGCAGAAUCGGCCCAAACCCUCUUUGCCAAUGCCUUCCAAAAGGACCUCGAUGAUGGCCAAGAGCCCAGACCGAGAGCGUCAUGAUCUCUCAUCUAGUUCCGACGAGGACUCGUGCGCGGGCGACAAUGAGUUGCCUCCACCACCGGAGAUGGGCUCGCCCCCUGCGCGCCGCCCCGCCGCACCUCACCCUCGCGCCCUGCCGCAUCCCCUACCGCAACCACACCACCUGCGCGACAAGAAACAUGCUCCAAAAGAACGGACAGAGAUCGACUUGUCCGAAAUUAGUGCUCAUCUGCCAGCAUAUGUACAACCGGAUGUUACGCACACCACUUCCGGCGCUCGGAGGGGCGGAGCUCUCGUCGCGGAUCGAGUGCAGUGUUAUACACAGCCAGAGGAUACGGGCACCGGAACCGGCCGAUGGAAGGUGUCAGCAAAAAUUCAGCAGCUACUAAAUACAUUGAAGCGUCCGAAACGUCGUCCUCUACCCGAAUUCUACGAAGAUGAUGACAUAGAAUUAGAAAUCGCCGCUAACCCCAAAGACCCGAACGCACCAAAACCGGAGGGCGGAACAAUGACGCCGGCAGUGGGAGAACAGCUUGUGGUGCCCGCUGGCCUCCCGAGGAACCUGGAAGCUGCUCUGCAAAGAUAUGGAACUGCCUCAUUCAAAGCGAACGUUGCGACCGUUUUGGAUCCAAAUGGGAAACUCAGUAAUUCCCUUACAUACGGAAAACUGCUCAGCCGUUCCUUUAAGAUUGCCUACGCUUUGCUGAAUAAGACUUUCACAUCAAAGAGCACGAGUGGUGGACCCAUGACUGGAGAUAAUUCCAUCAAGCUGGGUGAUCGUGUCGCAUUAGUUUAUCCGAACAACGACCCGAUAAACUUCAUGUGUGCUUUUUAUGGCUGCCUGCAAGCGGGCGUGGUGCCCGUGCCCAUUGAAGUGCCGCUUACACGUCGCGACGCCGGCCUACAACAAGUCGGCUUCCUGCUCGGCUCCUGCGGGAUACAAUACGCCCUUACAUCGGAUGCUUGCCUGAAAGGUCUUCCGAAAACAUCGUCGGGCGAUGUGGUAUCCUUCCGCGGAUGGCCAUCUCUACACUGGGUAUCGACGGAGAAGCUGCCCCGCCCCCCACGCGACUGGAUUCCACCCCCGCGCCCUGCUGAAGACAGUCCCGCGCACAUCGAACACACCUCCGCCGCGGAUGGCUCCGCUAUGGGCGUCAUUGUCACCAGAGCGUCGAUGCUCUCCCACAGCCGGAUGCUUUCAGUGGCCUGUAACUACACUGAGGGCGAGCACAUGGUGUGCGUGCUGGAUUUCAAGCGUGAAACUGGCCUGUGGCACGCCGUGCUAGCGAGUGUUCUUAAUGGCAUGCAUGUGAUAUUCAUUCCUUACGCCUUGAUGAAAGUAAGCCCCGCCUCAUGGAUGCACAUGAUCACUAAAUACAGGGCUUCGGUGGCAAUCGUUAAGUCUCGAGACCUGCACUGGGGACUUCUGGCGACGAGAGAUCACAAGGAAAUAUCCUUGAGUUCACUUCGUAUGUUACUGGUUGCCGAUGGCGCGAACCCAUGGUCGCUUUCGUCAUGUGAUCAGUUCCUGUCAGUGUUUCAGAGCAAAGGCGUGCGCGGAGACGCAAUUUGCCCGUGCGCAUGCAGCAGCGAGUCCUUGACGGUAUGCGUGCGGCGCGCGGGCCGCGGCGGCAGCUCUGCGGGCCGCGGCGUGCUCUCCAUGUCCGGUCUUUCCUACGGUGUUGUCCGAGUCGACGCUGAGAACUCUCUCACUUCGCUCACACUGCAGGACUGUGGGCAGGUUAUGCCCUCCUGUGUAAUAGUAGUGGUAAAAAUAGAAGGACCUACAUAUCUGUGCAAAACAGACGAAGUUGGGGAGAUUUGCGUUCUUUGCGGGGCGACGGGUUCCGGGUAUUGGGGCCUGCCAGGGCUCACUAACACUGUCUUCCGAGUACGGCCGUUAGAUGCCGACGGGGAACCAAUUGGAGAGGAACAUUACGUCCGCAGUGGACUUCUUGGUUUCUUAGGUCCCGGUGGCUUAGUGUUUGUAUGCGGCUCUCGUGAUGGGCUAAUGACGGUGACUGGUCGCAAACAUAAUAUGGACGAUAUCAUAGCGACAGUGCUCGCAGUUGAACCUAUGAAAUUUAUAUACAGAGGACGUAUCGCUGUGUUUUCCGUGAGGGUACUUCGCGAUGAACGUAUUUGCAUAAUUGCCGAGCAAAGACCCGAUUGCGGUGAAGAAGAGUCCUUCCAGUGGAUGUCGCGCGUACUCCAAGCAGUUGAUUCGAUCCACCAAGUGGGAAUCUACUGCCUUGCGUUGGUACAACCCAAUUACCUCCCGAAGACACCUCUCGGUGGGAUACACCUCAGCGAAUGCAAACGGCGUUUCUUAGAAGGGACACUACAUCCAGCCAAUGUUCUAAUGUGUCCCCACACAUGUGUAACAAAUUUACCCAAACCCAGAGAAAUACACUCAGUUGGAAUAUCCGCAGAUGUGGGUCCGGCGUCAGUGAUAGUGGGGAACCUCGUACAAGGUAACCGCUUGGCUUCAGCUCAGGGCCGAGACAUGGGUUACACCGAUGACUCUGACGCCGCUAGGAAGUAUCAAUUCAUUUCUCAAAUCUUGCGAUGGCGCGCUCAGAGUACAUCUGACCACGUCAUAUUUACACUGCUCAACUCAAAAGGCGCCGUUUCUAAAGUUCUCACCUGCGCUGAACUGCACAAAAAGGCAGAGCGAAUUGGAAAUCUUCUACUCGAAAAGGGUAGAGUAAAUACAGGAGAUCACGUCGCGUUGAUAUUCCCUCCGGGAUUAGAUCUCAUCAGUGCGUUCUACGGAUGUUUGUAUGUAGGAGCAGUACCGGUGACCAUUCGCCCGCCGCAUCCACAGAAUCUGCACACUACCCUACCCACUGUCCGCAUGAUAGUUGACGUCAGCAAAGCAACAUUGAUCCUUUCCAACCAAUCUGUGAUAAAGUUGCUGCGUUCCAAGGAAGCGAGCAAUGUCCUCGACAGUAAAGCUUGGCCGAUAACACUGGAUACCGAUGAUAUGCCUAAAAAGAAACUGCCAAUUCUCUACCGGGCGCCCACAGCUGAAAUGCUAGCUUAUCUAGACUUUAGUGUAUCAACUACAGGCAUGUUGGCUGGCAUCAAAAUGUCACAUGCUGCAGUCACUUCGCUCUGCCGGUCUAUGAAGAUAGCCUGCGAGUUGUAUCCUUCGCGUCACAUCGCCCUCUGCCUCGAUCCUUACUGCGGCCUUGGAUUUGCUCUUUGGUGCUUGAGCAGCAUAUAUUCCGGUCACCACUCCAUUCUGAUACCGCCAUCCGAAGUCGAAAUCAAUCCGGCACUCUGGCUCAGUGCCGUUUCCCAAUAUAAAGUGCGCGACACUUUCUGCUCAUACGGUGUCAUGGAAUUGUGCACAAAAGGUUUGGGAAGCUCAGUAAAUCAGUUAAAAUCGAAGGGUAUCAAUUUGGCAUGCGUGAGAACUUGCGUGGUUGUUGCUGAGGAGAGGCCCCGGAUUAAUUUAACCAACUCAUUUUCAAAGUUGUUCUCAGCUUUGGGUUUGAGUCCAAGAGCUGUAUCUACAUCCUUCGGUUGCCGAGUGAAUAUCGCUAUUUGUCUGCAAGGUGCCUCUAGUCCAGAACCUUCUACGGUGUAUGUAGAUUUGCGUGCUCUGCGCAACGAUCGCGUCUCCUUAGUCGAACGAGGCAGUCCACAUUCCUUAUGCCUGAUGGAAUCCGGAAAACUUUUACCGGGCGUGAAAGUAAUAACUGCCAACCCAGAAACAAAGGGCCAGUGCGGCGACUCUCAUUUGGGCGAGAUAUGGGUGCAAUCGCCACAUAACGCAAGCGGCUACUUCACAAUAUACGGUGACGAAAGCGACUACGCUGAUCAUUUUAGCGCUCAACUGGUGACGGGAAAUACAGGGGAAGUGUACGCUCGAACAGGUUAUUUGGGUUUCUUGAGGCGAACAGAGAUAAGUGCGACCGGAACAAGUUGCGAGGAAUCGAUGAUGGCUCGCGACAGCGAUACCGACUCGCUGGCCUCGGCGUGCGGCAGUGUCGGCAUGGGGGCGGACACGCAUGACACCCACGACGCGGUGUUCGUAGUCGGCGCGCUCGAUGAAACCAUCAUGCUUCGCGGCAUGCGAUAUCAUCCCAUUGACAUUGAAAACUCUGUAAUGAGGUGCCACAAGAAAAUUGCUGAAUGCGCCGUAUUCACUUGGACAAACCUGCUGGUGGUAGUUGUGGAGCUGGACGGCAACGACAGCGAGGCCCUGAACCUGGUGCCGCUGGUCACCAACACGGUGCUGGAGGAACACCACUUGAUCGUCGGCGUUGUAGUGGUUGUGGACCCCGGCGUGGUGCCAAUCAACUCGCGCGGUGAGAAGCAACGCAUGCACCUACGCGACGGCUUCCUAUCGGACCAGAUAGAUGCCAUAUACAUCGCUUACAACAUGUAACUAGCCAGAAAAAUCUUCACCCCAAGUGAUAAUAUUCUUUCGCGCCGCAGUCUCUCCGAAAUGUUCUCAUGUAUUAGUGGAUCAUAUUAUAUUUAGAAAAAUGUGGUCACGCAAUUUUUGAAAUCAAUUAUGAUUCUUAAAUAUAAAUAAUCCGACUCUGACAAAGUGGAACAAACUUAUUGACUUUUUACUAUUUAAAAUGAUAACACGUUAACAUAUAACAAUGUAACAUUCUCGUUUUAACGUUAUUAUACCAUUCAAUAAAUCAAUUUCGACGUGAUUUUUAUAGAUCGGUGUCAAUGAGUAAAGUAUACCGAGUUGUCGAUAAUUACAAAGCUCUAUACUAACAUUCGAUGGUGUCUUCUACUUCUAACUGCAAAUAUCAUUAGCCAACUUCUAUUUACGAUUUACGUGCGAGCCUAAAGUUAAC